AUGAACGGUACUAUUCAAGAGAACGACCAUCGAAACCAUGAUACGAACGAGAGCCGAUGCAAUGAAGGAACCAUCAUGAACGACAGCCAGGGAGAAAGCCGCCCCGCGGAUACGUCAUAUAGUCACUUCACGAAUUACGAGAGGAUAUUCAUCAUCGCUAUGGCCGCGCUUGCUUCUCUCAUGUCCCCGAUUUCGAGUCAGAUAUAUUAUCCAGCACUUCCCGUACUUGCUGGUCACUAUCGAGUAUCCGAUACAUUGAUCAACCUCUCCGUUACUGUUUAUAUGAUCAUUCAAGGGCUAGCACCGUCAUUCAUGAGUAGCUUUGCUGAUACCAGUGGACGCCGACCAGUUUAUAUCACAUGUUUCCUCAUUUACGCUGCGGCUAAUGUCGGGCUGGCACUCCAGGACUCCUACCCAGCGCUAAUGGUACUCCGCUGUAUCCAGAGUGCAGGUAGUAGUGCAACAACCUCGCUUGGCUACGGAGUCGCAGCAGACAUUGCAAGUCCAUCUCAAAGGGGUAAAUACAUGGGCCUGAUAACUACGGGCUUGAUGACAGCCCUCUCACUGGGCCCCAUCCUUGGAGGUAUCCUCGUUCAAUGGCUUGGUUGGAGAAGCAUCUUCUGGUUCUUGCUUAUCCUAAGUGGGAGCUACUUACUGGUUUAUAUAAUAACGAUGCCGGAGACCUCCAGAAAGGUCGUGACAGAUGAACACAGAGUUCCACGUUCGUGGUGGAGUAAGAGCUUGGUUCAACAAUUCACUUCCCGUCGUCACGAUCCGCCAACGUCGAAUGUACCCGCGCAUCGGGUGCAAGAACAAUCAAGCACCACUAAAAAACCCGGAUUCAAUCCAUUACGUUCUUUGAAAAUCUUCCGAGACAAAGCAGCAUCCAUCGUUAUAUUACACAUCGGAUUGGCCUAUGCCUUACAGAUCGCCAUCAUGACGAACAUGGCCAACACCUUUGGUCAACUCUAUCAUCUCAAUACGUUCAAGCUUGGCCUAUGUUUCCUGUACGCUACGAUACUACUCCUGCUGCUGGGUGGCUAUGACUUGUUGCACAGACGCCCACUUUAA
This is a messenger RNA of Aspergillus luchuensis, 1071 nucleotides long. RefSeq lists its product as uncharacterized. The transcript has a single exon. The record is from RefSeq and is a predicted model, not a curated record. Lineage: Eukaryota; Fungi; Ascomycota; Eurotiomycetes; Eurotiales; Aspergillaceae. Gene Ontology annotation, biological process: transmembrane transport. The coding region runs from base 1 to 1071 and encodes 356 amino acids. Gene Ontology annotation, molecular function: transmembrane transporter activity.